Cyphellophora europaea CBS 101466 is the source of this 1428-nucleotide messenger RNA. RefSeq lists its product as uncharacterized. The coding region runs from base 1 to 1428 and encodes 475 amino acids. Gene Ontology annotation, biological process: transport. The record is from RefSeq and is a predicted model, not a curated record. The transcript has 3 exons. Lineage: Eukaryota; Fungi; Ascomycota; Eurotiomycetes; Chaetothyriales; Cyphellophoraceae. Gene Ontology annotation, molecular function: transporter activity.
AUGGGCGUCUUCAGCAAUAGUACCUGCCCGCUGCCAAAAGACGAUGUCAACCGCCCAAACACAGAAGAGCCUAUCAUGGGCGACAUCCACUUUCAACGUCUUCUUUUCUAUAUCGCUGGCGGUUUCAGCGCAAUCACCAUCAUUCUGUGUCUGUUCCUUGCCGUCUCCCACCUGGCCUGCUACGUGCGGCCACGAGAACAGCGUCAGAUCAUUCGGAUCGCCUUCUACCCGGUCGUCUACUCGCUUCUAUGCUGCUUCUCCAUCCUCGACUACCCAGCAUCGCGGUACCUGCUGCCCGCCACAUCCUUCUACGAGCCUGUUGCAUUGAUGGGCAUUUUCUUCCUCUUCGUCGAAUUUGCCCACGAUGACCCCAGCACUCGAGACGACUACUUCAGCCAGCUCGAGCAUAAGCGCAAGACUGGAAGCCGGUUCAAGAAGGGUGGCUGGGUGACCGUUCCUGGUGGGAGUCUUCGGUGGUACCACGCCAAAUGGGUUGCUGUGUAUUUCUAUUUCUUAGUUACCAUCAUCAUGACCGUUGUCGAGCUCACCACCCAAGCCGCGGGACGGUACUGCGAAUGGUCAUUCAGUCCAGCGUUCGCCCAUUUCUGGGUCGUCAUCAUCCAGAACAUCGUCCUGCCCAUCGGCGUGCUUGCAGUGGUUCAGUUCUAUAUUCGCCUCAGUUUUGAACCGCACGUCAAAGCACACCGUCCAACACUGAAGAUCCUAGCCUUCAAGGGCAUCCUUCUGCUGAACUUUGUCCAGGAAAUUGUGUUCCAAAUCUUGAUCGGUGCAAAUGUCUUCAAGAACCACCCCAAGAUCACCAUCCAAGACCAAGCCAUUGGCAUUCAGCAAUGCCUCGUCUGUCUGGACAUGAUGCUCGUUGCAAUCGCCUAUCAAUUCUCAUAUCAAGCUUCAGAAUACCGCGUUAUCCAACGUCAAGCUGGAGGCCGACCAAUGAACAUCUUCCAAGCCGCUGCAAACGCCCUCAAUCCAUCCGACCUCGUUGUGGGUGCGGCAUACACAUUCCACCUGGUGGCGUCCGGCGUUGGGCCUGUGGGGAACGGCAGCUGGCGCCGCAGCGGCGGGUACGAGAAGAUGCGAGGAAGUGGCAGCGGUGCGGCUGGCUUCAACGACAUUGCCGGACACACGAGGAACAGCGAGGACGUGCGUAUGGGUCGACUGCAGUACCAGCGUGCCCCGAGCACUGCAUAUCAGAACACACCGCCAGCGUACGACGACGCCCGGCCUUUGCGAUCCAGCAGCCCCUACGGCUACACGAACCCGCAGCGCUCCCCCACCCGCUCUCCAAGCCCCGACAGCCGCUUCUACAAGCCCGAAACCCAGCCAUACUCGACCCUGGGCGACAAUACCCGCCUGCACGUCCCUAACAGCUCCCUGGACCACGGCCGGCCGUCCUACGACGCGUGA